GUCGGCAGUCGGCGGCAGCCGCGCGUCGCCGCAUCGCUCGUUAUGCGGCUAAACACCACCGAACUACAAUACACAACAUUUAAUCAACACCGCGCGCCCCUGUGCCGUGGUCGGCAUGUUGGGCGCGCGGCUCAAGUCGUGGAUGGAGGCGCAACUGGGGCGGGCGAAGAAGCGUAAACAGAAGCAGACGCGGCCGACGCCGCAGACCAUCGCCGGGCCCGCCCCUCCCCCGCACUUGUCGUCACCGGAGAGCGCGUACAGCACCGGCUACUCGACAGACGGGACGUCGCCGGGCACCGCACCCACCGCGCUCGCUGCACCGUUAGUCGCACCGCCACCGCCACCAACUCCGCCUACUACGCAUCUGUACCAUGAGCCUGCAAAGCGGCGGUCUAAUCCACCAGUGCAAAUACGGCGUUGCGUUCCCGAGCCGGUUCUUUGUGCGACCCCGUCCCCUCGCCCUAGGUGCAGGAUCCGAACGAACCCCUGGCUGGGGGCCACGUCGCCAAGUAGGAGGCGACCGGGACACCUGUGUCAACAACAAUCGCUGCAGUGUCCGCAAACAGUAGCGCCUCAAUUGCAACACGCGUCGCACUCUGUGGAUUCACAGGCCGCGAAAUUCGAUUCUAGGUCACCACAUUUAUCGCCGCAUCUAUCACCGCGUUUGUCGUCGGAGCCCAGGAAGUACCGUGGUGGUGUAUCCAGCGACGAAGAGGGUCGUGUACGCGGUAGAGAAACAGCAAUACUAUCCGAUGCCGAUAUAGACUCUGACGGAGAUACCGGACUGGAUGGAGGCGAUGAAGAGGAAGCCGAUGAUCUGGAUAUGGCCUCGCCGGGGAAACGAAGAGCAAGAAGACGUAGACCUCCGAGACGCGCACCGAGAUCAGCUGGAGCGACUCCCCCGCGUUCCCGACGCAGAAACCACACUCCCGUGACACCAGCGCCCGUACGAGACCCGCUUUUAGAAGCGGACAGAGAAGCCGAGAGAAAGUACCGAGAGCUCAUAAGAGAGGCCGAAAAACUAUUAGUCACUGUAUCCAGGGCCCCUUUAGAGCCUCCACACAAUCCAAGGGUUAGGGAGUUACGGGCUACCGAAGUGGAAGUCCCUCGUCGUAGUCCCGAACGCACUCAUUUAACGAACUUCAUGCGCGCCAACUCACCUGAACCGCGGCGUCUGUCCCCCGCCCCGCGCCGCUCCCCGCUGGCCGCACCGCCCCCUCCUGCACGCACCCCCCCCUCGCCGACCGACAGGCCGCACUCUGAGCCACCCAAGAGGAAGGCUUACGCUAGAGACGAGGUGCUGCAAACAUUGGAAGGGCUUCGAAAAAGUCUCCAGCAACAAUCGGCGCUACUAGCGGUGCAGCGCACAAGGCUGGACUCCUUGUAGUUCCUACAAUCACAAACGAUGUCUCUUCAACAUCAUUAGCAUCAUUUAGCGAAAUUUCCUUAAUUCCCCCUAGUUAUCCAGUAGUGACGGACCGUUGGCACUAUUUUAUUUGUUAACGAACACUAUUGGAAGCUCCUUAUUUCAUGUGUUAUUUAGUGAUAAAAUUGCCAUUCACUUCAGACCUGAAGGCUGAAGUCGCAGUUGUGACGGGAUAACUGUUAUCGUUAUCUACAAAUUGGAUUCAUUUCGGUUCAAAUAGGAAAGAGAGUUAUACAAAUAUCUGACCUAUUUCGAACGAUACGAAUCCCAUGUGAAGUCAAUUACAACUUUGGUACAAUUCCGUGCGGGUUCGAUACCAGCUUGCCUAUUUAAUUUCAAUAGUUAAAUUUAGAUUCGCUUUUAGUGAAUUAUUGUUUGUAUCCAGAAUAUCUAUCCAGAUAAAUGUAAUUCUUAAUUUAAGACGUGAAAUGAAAACGUUCGGCGAGAAACAUUAUUUGAUGACUUUUCGACUAUAGUUAUUUUUGUGAUAUGAAUGAAUUUACGUUCUGCCCUGAUAUACCAGAUACAUUUAGAUUUUUGUUACCAAAGAUGAAUCCACUGAUAAUCUAGAAGACCAAAGAACUUCAUCUUAUUGCUGCUCAUGCAUAUUGUCGAUAAUAGAGUGAUUUCUGUAAAAUUUAAGAAUUAAUUUUCUUAAGUUUUAACACGAAUUGAGAUUCUGUCUGAACUAAUAAUUUAACUCUUCAAAACCGAAAGGCAGUAUGUCAUCAAGAUCUUCAAAGAAGUUGUAGAUCAUUUACAUGAAAUCCUCGCUGUUUUUAAUAGUUGAUAUUAUUAUACUAUUGCUAAAUUUUCCUUUGCCUAUUAAGUGUUGCUUAGAACCUUUUUAAAUACCUCAUUGCCAAAGAGUGCCGACCGGCCCUUCUACAUGUAGUCCCUCCACGAUCUGCAGUCUAGUCCAUUGUAGUUGUUAUAGUUUCGUGUUUAGGCGAGGCCAAUUUAUUAUCUUCCAUUAUAUUUGUAGUUGCAUAUUGUAGUUAGAGAUUAGAGAGGCGGUGGGUUUGUAUAAUGAAAAUAGGAUCUCAAGGCAUACCGAAGAUAUUUUCAAGUUGAAAUAAAUAUUUAAGUAUUCAUGUUAAUCUUUUUAUGCGACUUAAAAAGAUGUCAGACUGAAAAAUAACAUUAAUAAUACAAAUAUUAUGUAUAUUCAAGAUUAUGUUAAAAAGAUUUAACUCGAACUUUUUUGUUAAUUUUAAAAUGUUUGUUGUUGUUACUGAUAGUAUUAGAACAUAAAAAUAAAACGUUAAUUCCAUUGAUAAUAAUGACAUUGAUGAGUGGUAUCUGCUGUUGUCGCCACGUUGGAGCGAGUGCAAGGGCGGAUCCAGCUUUGGCGCCAGGAGGGGGCACAUAGUCGUGGGCAAGUUAAGAACUUAUAAUUUAAUUUUGAUAACAAUAGAUAAUAAAUAAAUCAUGAUGUUCUUCAAUUAGUCCAAGUUAGUUCAAGUCCUGGAACUAGCUCAGGGGGGGGGGGGUCAUGACCCCCAUGACCCCCCCUGGAUCCGCCGUUGAGCGAGUGGCGAACAAAUAACUUAAAAGAGCUAUAAUAGUUUUCGGGAAAUUUUAAUCGUUUAUACAUAAUCAUUACUUGUCAUUAAUUUUAUAUAAUACUAGCUGACCCGGCAAACGUUGUGUUGCCUUAAAUAAGAUUUCUAGGGAAAUUCUACUGUAGAAAAAAAACCUCAUUUAACCACAUAAUACCUCAUUAUAAACAAAAAAAUAUAUCCAAAAAAUUAAAAUAAAAAAUAAAUGUUUGGGGUGGACAACCCUUUUCACUUAGGGGUAUGAAAAAUAGAUAGUAGCCGAUUCUCAGACCUACUGAACAUACUAUUGAUACACAAAUAAAACCAAAAAAACAUGGCUGAAAAAUGUAUAGUAUUGUAUAGCUCUCAAAUUAUAUAUUAAGUGUAUAAUCUAUGAUGUAUAGUGAGUAAGUAAGACAGGAGACCGGCUUCGUCCUCAUCCCUACUACGUGAUGUUUGCUGGAUGAGUGGUGACACCUGGCGGGGAUAGCUGAUCAAUUGAUAGUUAAUCAGUAGUCGACCGGCGAGGGCGGGAGAUCAAAUUCAAUUUAAAAAAAAUCAUAAUUAAAGGAACUUGAAAUUAUAAACUUUGAAUCAGAAUUUAUCGUACUACAAUUAUAAAAUUUGAUUGCCACCUUGCAACCUUAUUGCAGAUCUGUGCAUAGAAAAAAAAAUAUUAAUCGGGGUGGAAAAAUAGGGGUUGAUCAUAUAAGAGUGAAAAUUGAGAGUAAUAUGAUUUUUUUUAUUUUAAGUCAUAACAAAAUGAAAUAAAAAACUUGCCAAAAAAAUUAAAGUUUAUAAUUAACAAAUAAAAAAUAGCGGUUGAUCAUAGAGGGAUGAAAAAUUGAGAUUAACAUCAGAUUUUUUAUUUUAAUUAAUGGCGAAUUAAAAAUAAAAAUGAAAAUCUUGCCAAAAAAAUUUAAGUUUAUAAUUAACAAAUAAAAAAUAGGGGUUGAUCAUAGAGAGGUGAAAAUUUCAGAGUAAUAUGAUUUUUUUUAUUCUACGUCAUGACAAAAUAAAAACAAAAUACUCGCAAAAAAUUUUAAAUUUUUUAAUUAGCAAAUAAAAAAUAAGGGUUGAUCGUAGAGGGGUGAAAAUUUAGGGUUGUAUGUAUUUUUGUAUGCUGUAUCAUAAAAAAAUAGAAAUUAAAAAUUUUGUCUAAAAAAUAAAUAAAAAAAUUUAGGGGUGGACUACCCCUAACAUUUAGGGGAAUGAAAAAUAGAUGUUGGCCGAUUCUCAUAGAUACCGGAUAAGCACAAAAAAUUUCAUCAAAAUCGGUCAAGCCGUUUCGGAGGAGUAUGGCAACGAAAACUGUGACACGAGAAUUUUAUAUAUUAGAUGUUCCUGUCGAAUUGUAAUAUCGAAAUAUUAUUUAUUGUUUUGAUAUGCUGAUUGACUGACAUGCAUUAUUGAUAUGCUCAUAAGGGUACUUAAGGGUAGGUGCCACUACCAUUCAUAUAUCUAUACAAAACAGUCGUGCGGUUCGAAGGAAUGAGAUAUCAGUCAUAAUAUAUAAUCGAGACAUUAAUAUCUUAAGGCAACCACUAAACCUAAGUUGUAUGCAUCUUAAAUGCUAAUUUCUCAAUACGAUAACAUAUAUGUGGAAAAGCAUUUUUAGAUCCUAUUUUCAUCACAAGCAACAAGUCUUAUUUCAUACAGGUUAGAUGUUUAGUAGUGUUGUAAUCGUGUAGUGUGGCAAUAAUAGCAGUCUAUAGUGUAGGGUAAGAGUGGAAUACUAAGACUGCGUUAUAAGCUAGUAGCACGUUUGUUGAGCCAUUAUUUGAAUAUAAUUACGACUUUUACAGUUUAAUUUAGCGUUAUUAACUGUCAUUAUAUUAUCAUCAUCCGUGAAAACGUUAAAGUUCUCGAAACUUCCGAAAUAAAACGAUGUCAGUAUAAAAACGCGAUUUUUAUUAAGUGUAGGUAUGUGAAAACUGAAGUACAUACCGUUACACAAUAUUGAAAUAUAAAAAUAAAGUUCUAAAUACAGUCAAACCUGGGUAAGUGAGAACUGGAUAAGUGAGAAAACUCUAUAAGUGAGAGUAAUAGCCAGGAACCGUCAUUUUAAGCUCCCAAAACCUCUAUUAGCGAGAAACAGAAACCUCUGUAAGAGAGAGUCGUUUUUCUCUCAUGGACCUCCGUAAGUGAGACUGCUACUUAUCUAUACCUCUAUAAGCGACAGUCGAGCUUUAUUUAUUUAUAUUAUUUAGGAGGAACAUGACAAAACAAAUAAAAAAUUUAACAUCUGCUAUUUUAUGACUCAUAAUUAACUUUUGUGGAACUUCCUUCCAUUGUUUUUGUAUUGUUUUCUCGUCAAUAUUGAACCUAUUCUAUUUUGUGGAACUAAAUGACGUUGUUAUUUUAUCGCAUUCUUUUCGAAUGGACACGUGUGCCUGUGUACCGUCCUGUUUGUCGGGCUUACUCAGUUUAUCGUUAAUCAAUUGCGAAGGAAAGUUCUGUUCUGUAUCAUGUCAAAACGGAAAUUAAAGUAAUGUCAUUAAGUGAUAAACUUAAAAUAAUGAAUGAGUUUGAAUCCGGAAAAUCGCAUAAUGAAAUUCAGACGGAGCAUUAGCGAGAAACUCGGGUUAGUGAGAAACGUCUAUAAGCGAGAAUGAGAUUGUGCUCCCUUGAACUCUCGCUUAUCCAGGUUUGACUGUAAUCUAUUCCAUACUUACGUCAAAUUUGAUAAUCCAGAUAAAACAGAACAAAACUAGCGGCUUAAAUAGAUUUUGCAUAGAUAAUUAAUGAUCGAAACGCAACGCAAAAUAUUUUUUGUGUGUUUAAUCAGAGUUCGGCUACACAGCGAAAUAAAGAUUAUUUGCAAAAAUUAAACAAACACUAACAAUUACUUAAGUAUGUGUAUUUAUGACCAAAGAUAUCAACAAACGUGCACUGGCUGUUAUAGAAUAAUAUCGAAAGUAAGCAAGCAGUUCGGAAACUUAUUAAUUAGUAUAUAUUAUACAAUAGUAGUUACCUAAAUAAUUAUUAUUUUUAUUCAAUAGUAGUUACAUUUUGUGAGUUCACAAAUUGAUAAAUUUCGAUUUAUACAAAUCGUUUUGUAAUCAUAUAUCAUGUAUUUAAACGCCUUCAAACUAGAUUCCAACAUCUCAAACGCUAAGUAUCUAUGGGAACCAUAAGCGAGCCAAAACAUAAUUUAUCGCUAUUUUGAGAUUAUAGUUUGAAUGAAUUUGAAUAUAAUUUUACAUACAUGUAUUCUAAAUUAUUAUUCUAAAUAUUUACUCGUUGAUAAUUUACUAUAUUAUAUAUAUAUACAUUUGGUUGUUAUUUGGAAACUACAAUUUUAUUUGGUUAUUCUUAUGUGCUAUUAAAUUAAUUUCAUAAUUUUCAAUACUUUCAUGUCAUUUUGGGCACUAUGUUUAAAUGACAUUGUGAUUUAAAAAUACGCGCGCUACUUCCGAAGUGAAGUGAGUAUGUACCUGUUUUAAUAGUCAAUGAAUAAUUGUCUAAGUAUUCAUAAUAAUGUUGUAUUUUGAGAAUAACAUUUUUACAAAGCACCAAACAACAGGCGAGUGAAAGGAUGCAUGACGUGUUUUGACAUCCUGUAUUUUGUUAGUGCAAUAUUUUGGAGGGAAAGCGCGAUUGUGUAAGUAAAUUCCCUUCAACUAAAAUGUAAAUAUAUAAGUACACAUUGUACUUGUUUACUGUAAGUAUAAAUAAGAUUUAUACGUUUAGUUGAAUUUUCAUUAAAACUAUUUGACAAAUA
Messenger RNA from Bombyx mori (domestic silkworm), 6691 nucleotides. Its product is annotated as serine/arginine repetitive matrix protein 1. Lineage: Eukaryota; Metazoa; Arthropoda; Insecta; Lepidoptera; Bombycidae. The transcript has 7 exons. Bases 116 to 1387 code for a protein of 423 amino acids. The record is from RefSeq and is a predicted model, not a curated record.